ACUGUAGGUCCAAGUAGUAUUGCCUCAACAAUUUUUUAUACUCAUUUUACUUUCUUCUUUCUCUGUAGCCAUGGCAGUCAGACAUGACAUGUGUGUCGGCCUUAACAAGGGUCACAAAACAACCAAAAAUGUUAACUCUAGAAAGGGUGUAAAGAAGGGGAAUCCCCGAAAGCAUGUGAAGUUUGUACGCGACUUGAUCCGAGAAGUCGUUGGUUUUGCACCAUAUGAGAAGCGUUGUAUGGAGUUGUUGAGGAUAAGCAAGGAUAAACGUGCUCUGAAGUUCUGCAAAAAGAGGUUGGGAAGUCUUGUCCGAGGAAGACGGAAGCGAGAAGAAAUCCAAGGAGUUCUGGCUGCACAGAGGAAAGCACAACAAACAAAAGCUGAUGUAAAAUAAACAGUUUCUCUAUAAAUUAUUCAAACACAAUUUUUCUGCAAAAUAUCCAUGAACUUUAAAACCGCAUCUUGGAGCUAGUUUUAUUCUACUUGUUUGUGUUUAUCUGCCAACAACUAUCAUUAUAUAUCAAUCAUAUGAUGACUAUUAAACACAUGAAACUGAUUUA
Molecule: messenger RNA, 560 nt
Organism: Anneissia japonica
Lineage: Eukaryota; Metazoa; Echinodermata; Crinoidea; Comatulida; Comatulidae
Product: 60S ribosomal protein L36-like
Exons: 3
Coding region: 71-394 (107 amino acids)
Biological process (GO): cytoplasmic translation
Cellular component (GO): cytosolic large ribosomal subunit; ribosome
Molecular function (GO): structural constituent of ribosome
Source: RefSeq, a predicted model, not a curated record